ACUCUAACUGAGUGACCUCAGCUGGCUCCUACGGGAAGCACCGUCACAUCCUCCUCGGGCUGCUCAGCCUCCGUGGCCCACUGCCCAGGACUCCCCAGCAGCUGCCUGCAGCUCACAGAACCGAGCCCCUGGAGAUGAUCUGGAAAAGGCUUAACAAUGAAAUGACAUGAGUCCAGGCUCCUCUAGCGCUCUGAGGUGGCACAGGCCUCGGACUCUUGCCCUUGCCCUGGGGGUCACGCCCUGGGGGGUCGCACCCUGGCUCCAUGCUGUCAAACACAGGGCACCUGUUGGCUUCCAUGGGGCACGGAUGGAACUGCUGGAGGUUUAGCUGAGUGAGGACAGGAUCUAGCCCACCACGGACAAGCCAGACCGUGUCCUGUGUGACCAGGGCCCAGUCACGGGGGGGAAAGGGUCAUUCACAGGAUUUGGCUUGGAGAGGUUCACUAAGAGAUGGGGCUUCUCCCCUAGGCACGUUUAAGGCCACAUUGCCUUGCGUUAUCUGCCUCCUGAGAGCAGCCAGUCUGCACUGAGCUGCAGUGGGAAAUGAAACCGACCGGGGAGCCAGAAAAACAAAAGCAGGGCGUGCCAGGGCAAAGAGCCAGCUGGAGCUGCCGUGCAGCGACGAGGCCCUGCAAACACCUGCAUCUGGGGCCACACCGACACUGCCCUCCCCACUGCCCCUGCAGUAGCCAGAGGCUGCAGCCCAGGCUCCCCCAAGGGCUCUAAAGCAGCGUGGGUCCGGGCUAGGCUGGGGCCGAUGGCUCUGGAUCUUUACCGGACGCCGGCUCAGAAGCUGGAUAAGUUCAUUUUCGAUGUUCUGCAGCCCGACAGCACAUUCCUGCGCCAGGCUGGCCAAGCCAUCAACACGAUCUGUGAGUUCCUGAAAAAAAACUGCUUCGCCGACUGCCCCCCGCCCCGCAUCAAGGUGCUGAAGGUUGUGAAGGGUGGGUCCUUGGGCAAAGGCACGUCCCUGAAAGAUAGUUCCGAUGCUGACCUCUUGGUGUUCCUCAACUGCUUCAAAGGGUACGGCGAUCAGGAGACGAACCGGGCAGGGAUCAUCAAGGAGAUCAAGAGGAUGCUGGAAAAGUGCCAGCAGGAAAAGCACUUUGAGGUGUUCAUUGAGCAGUCCCGGUGGCCGAACCCCCGUGUGCUGAGCUUCAAGAUGAGUUCUGAGACGCUCGAUGAAUCCAUAGAGAUUGACGUCCUGCCAGCUUACAACGCCCUGUCCUCGGGUGCCAAGCCUAUGUCCCAGGUGUACGAGGAGUUGAUCCAGAGCUGCUCCCGGGGGGGUGAGUUCUCCACCUGCUUCACCGAGCUGCAGCGGGAUUUCGUGGUGGAUCGCCGCACCAAAGUGAAAAGCCUGAUCCGCCUGGUGAAAUACUGGUACAAGCAGCAUGUCCGUCCAUAUAAAAAGUACCUAGGAGAGGGGGAGUCCCUGCCCCCCCAGUACGCGCUGGAGCUCCUGUCUGUCUACGCCUGGGAGCAGGGCAGCAAGGAUCGGGCCUUCAACAUGGCCGAGGGCUUCCGGACGGUGCUGGAGCUGAUCCAGCAGUACAAGCAUCUCUGUGUCUAUUGGACCAUCAACUACAACUUUGCGGAUGAUGUCCUGGCAGGGUUCCUGCACCAUCAACUCCAGAAAGCCAGGCCCAUCAUCCUGGACCCAGCAGAUCCGACAGGGAUCGUGGGGGAGGGGAGCCGCUGGGACCUGGUGGCACAGGAGGCUGAGUGCUGCUGUCGCCAGCAAUGCUGCAUGGACCUCUACGGCGUUCCUGUGCAGCCCUGGGAUGUGCCGCCUGAGCAAACCUUCAAAGGGAGCAGGGGCUUUGAGAUCCACACCGGAGCGCAAGAACAUCCGGUCUCAGAACCUCAGCCUGAGCCAGCCUGCACCGGUAACCAAGCCAUGGCCAUCCAGCAGCCGUCCCUCUGCACCAUCCUCGCAGCCUCUGUUGUUGUCUCCUCGCCACUCCCAGGCAUGGGGCUCUACCAGACGCUAGCUGAGGACCUCGAUACGUUCAUCAGCAAUGACCUGCAGCCCAACAGAGUUUUCAAGACCCAGAUCAGCACAGCCAUUCACACCAUCUUCCUAUUUCUGACCCAAAACUGCUUCAGAAACUCUGGCUCGGCAAUGCGGGUGCUGAAGGUGGUUAAGGCCGGCUCGUCAGGGAAGGGCACGGCCCUGAAAGACGUCUCCGAUGUGGACCUCGUCGUGUUUGUCAGCUCGAUUACAGAUUUCCGGGCCCUGAAAGCAGAACGGAAAAAAAUCAUUGCUGAAAUCCAGACAAGGCUGGAGGAGUGCAGAGCAUCCCUGGGAAAAGAUCUAGUGCUGAGCAUUAAGAAAACAAAGUGGGAGAACCCCCGUGUGCUCACCUUUACCCUAACAUCUAGUACCACGGGUGAACAUAUUGAUUUUGAUGUGCUGCCGGCUUUCGACGCUCUAGGCCAGCUGUACAGAGGCUAUAAACCCGACCCCCAGGUGUACCUCAGGCUGAUACAUCGCGAAGUGAGCGAGUUCUCCCCCUGCUUCACCGAGCUGCAGAGGAAUUUCAUCAUGGCUCUCCCCACCAAACUCAAGAGUCUGAUCCGCCUGGUGAAACGCUGGUACAAACAGUACGUCCUUCCCCACAAAAAGAAGCUGAGGAAUGGGGAGUCCCUGCCCCCCCAGUAUGCACUAGAGCUCCUAUCUGUCUAUGCCUGGGAGCAGGGCAGCAGGGAUCCAGCCUUCAACAUGGCCGAGGGCUUCCGGACAGUGCUGGAGCUGAUCCGGCAGCAUGCCAAGCUCUGUGUCUACUGGACCAUCAACUACGGCUUUGAGAAUGAAACCCUGAGAUGUUACCUGGAGUCUCAGCUCUGCAAACCCAGGCCCAUCAUCCUGGACCCGGCGGAUCCAACGGGCAUCGUGGGGCAGGGGAGCCGCUGGGACCUGGUUGCACAGGAGGCUAAGCACUGCUGUGACCAGCAAUGCUGCCGGAAGCGCAAUGGCUUCGUGGUUCAGCCCUGGAAUGUGCCGUUGCAGCAGCCACGGAUUGCAGCUGAAGGUGAUUUUGUCCUGCAUUCUCGUACUACGGAUGAAGAAUACCCCAUCACUGAGAACCGGAUGUUUGCGACUGGCGGCCACACUGCAGAGCAGGAAUCCUACUGCACUCUUCUCUGACAGCUGCCUCUCAGUGUCCCACCCCGUCAGGAGCCCUCCCUGGAGCAGGGUGGGCAUUACUGGGGGGGGGGGGGGUGUCUCUCCCUGCUCUGCAACUUCCUCCUUUCAGAAAAUGGCCCCUGGGGCCGGUUGAGGACCAGCCCUGGUGGGACGUGACCAAUCGGCUCGUGCUGUGUGCUCCCCCAGCUCCCUUCCCCAUGUAGAACUGAUAAAUGAAAUUGUUUU
Molecule: messenger RNA, 3376 nt
Organism: Chelonoidis abingdonii (Abingdon island giant tortoise)
Lineage: Eukaryota; Metazoa; Chordata; Testudines; Testudinidae
Source: RefSeq, a predicted model, not a curated record